CCUUUUCUUUUUUCCUCUGUAUUCAUUUUACCUUGAGUAAUUUUUAGGUAUAUUAUUAUUAUCUAAUAUCAUCCUCCCCUCCGUACUUUUGUCAUUUCCUUCCUUUCUUCCUUACUUCCUUCAUUCCUUCCUUCCUUCAUCCUCCCUCCCUUCCUCCCUACCUCCCUACCUCCUCCUCCUCCUCCUCCUCCUCCUCCUCCUUCUCCUCUCCCCCUCCCUUUCAACCACAUAGAGGCAGCGCAAUUGCAGGAUGGAGCCUGAGGAAUCCAUUGCGGUAGCGAAGGUGAAGAAAAAUGAAGAUAAUGAAGAAAAGGACGCUAAAGAGGAAGAUCGGAAGAUGGUGGUGGACUUUGCGGUGAUCCGUGAUGGCUUUAUUCCGGGAGCCAACGGGGAGGUCCCUCUGCAGUCCUACGUCAACGCCUUCACCGAGCUGAACAAGUUCUUCAAGGUUCUCGGACCCCUGUUCCAUUUUGUGAUAUAUGACGUCACCAGAAAGUUAUCGCAACUGAAGGAGAAGUUGGCGGGGGAGACUCGCCAACACUACGUUGACGUGAGGACCAUGCUGGACUACUAGGUGAAGAUGGGCGUGGCGGGAUGUACGUCACCUCCCUCCGGUGCUGUGUCCUUCCUCCAUCUCCACCGGGGAUUUGAGCUCGCGAGUGACUUUAUAGAGGCACUGCUGGAGGAAGAAGAGGAGCCAUCGCUGGGGCAGGUGGCCUCGACGCUGUACAAGGCAACGGUGGGAAGGUUCCAUCCUCCCAUCCUCUCCACGCCCUUCUCCGCUGUGCUGCUGCUGCUGCCUUGUCGUGCCACCGUCA
Messenger RNA from Eriocheir sinensis (Chinese mitten crab), 818 nucleotides. RefSeq lists its product as uncharacterized. The record is from RefSeq and is a predicted model, not a curated record. Gene Ontology annotation, cellular component: cytoplasm. Gene Ontology annotation, molecular function: lipid transfer activity. Bases 251 to 574 code for a protein of 107 amino acids. The transcript has 4 exons. Lineage: Eukaryota; Metazoa; Arthropoda; Malacostraca; Decapoda; Varunidae. Gene Ontology annotation, biological process: intermembrane lipid transfer.